Molecule: messenger RNA, 1317 nt
Organism: Ophidiomyces ophidiicola
Lineage: Eukaryota; Fungi; Ascomycota; Eurotiomycetes; Onygenales; Onygenaceae
Exons: 3
Coding region: 1-1317 (438 amino acids)
Source: RefSeq, a predicted model, not a curated record
AUGUUUCAUAAAGGUGACAGCCAUAAAUGUGAUCCAUGUAGGAACUCAAACGAGGUCCAUGACAAAAGACACAGAGAAGUUGCCAGACUUAUUCAGAAGCUCCGUCAACUGGAUGCCGGGGAGCCGGCCUGUAGCCCUCUUUCCGCAGAGCUAAAGACAGACACAACAGACGAUGAUGAGAAAGAAAACGCCUUCCGCCAAGAAGAUUAUGCAUAUAUGGUGCCUGGAUCACCAAAAACUCCCAUCCGGAAGCCAAGUGUACUAAAAGUGCCUGGGGCACCAAGGAAGAGCUUCGGAGGAACGCCUGCGGAGCAGAUUAGAAGACAUCUAUUAGAGCAAAAGACCCAAUCGGCUGAAAAAGGAUUCAGCGAGGCGAAAUCACUUGCUGUUGAUAGUCAACAAAUACCUGUUGUCUGUGAAGGGCCAAAACAGGAGCGGCUACCAGCGCACAUAUGGUCAAACAAAGCAGCAGGUUCUAGCCAUAGGCUAAGCAUGAGUUAUAGACCAUCAGGCCUAAGCAAUGUUUAUACUAGCGAUCCAGUACCGAUAUCAAACUCAAACACCAAGGUCAUUGAUAACAGCAGCGAAACACCACAAAAACUGGCAGCGUGGAAGGACAGUGUAGUGCUUGAUGUCGUCGAAAGCAGCGAAGGCGCGCAAGGAAUGUCUAUUACUGAAUCAGUAACUGACACUGAAAGUACUGGAAAGGGACGCCGACCAUCGCAGUUAGCUAAAAUCAAACGCGAAGAAAAGAAAGCUCUCAAACACGCCAAGUCGGUAAAUAAAGCGCUCAGGCGACAGAGUAUGAGUUGUUCAACUAUUAUUAUAACAAGCGAAGAGAUUGAAAAAGUGAACCACGCAAUCCAUGGGAUCAGUAGGUCACAGGCAUGUUUAUCCCUAGAACAAACUAUUAAGGUGUUUAUUGGUCACAUUGCCACACAGACUAGACUCGAUCGUGAGACAUCACACAUCAAGAUAAGCUAUGACGCAGUAGGUGAUCAGAAAUAUGAAGCAUUAUUAGCAGAAAGAUUGAAGCUCCGGUUCGUUAAAGAGACCUUAGCUAGGCUCGACAUUCAGCCGGUCAUUGCAAAAUCGACCAAGGAACGAAGGGUGCUAGUAUUCAAAAUUAUUGAAGCAAUCUUCCUAGACAUUAAGUAUCUUGCGAAUGAAGCCCAUGAGACACUGAAACGAGCUGGCGGAUAUUGGCUCUAUGCCAACAAGAGAGCGUAUCGAAACAUGGUUGAAAACAACAAGGAGGUAGACUGGGAGACUGGGCAGAAGAUUCAGUUCGAGGAUGAGGAGUCGGAUUUGGAAUAA